Messenger RNA from Suncus etruscus (white-toothed pygmy shrew), 1059 nucleotides. RefSeq names its product pejvakin (gene PJVK). The record is from RefSeq and is a predicted model, not a curated record. The transcript is spliced from 6 exons. Gene Ontology annotation, cellular component: cytoplasm. NCBI's taxonomy places the organism in Eukaryota, Metazoa, Chordata, Mammalia, Eulipotyphla, Soricidae. Bases 1 to 1059 code for a protein of 352 amino acids. Gene Ontology annotation, biological process: programmed cell death.
AUGUUUGCUGCUGCUACUAAGAGCUUUGUCAAACAAGUUGGAGAUGGAGGGAGAUUAGUUCCUGUUCCAAGCCUAAGCGAGGCUGACAAAUACCAGCCUCUUAGUCUUGUGGUGAAAAAGAAGCGAUGCUUUCUGUUUCCACGAUACAAAUUUACCUCAACACCUUUUACACUGAAAGAUAUUCUUAUAGGAGACAGAGAAAUUUCAGCUGGCAUUUCAUCUUAUCAACUACUGAAUUAUGAAGAUGAAUCAGAUGUUUCUCUCUAUGGAAGGCGUGGCAACCAUAUUGUGAAUGAUGUUGGUAUUAAUGUUACUGGGUCAGAUUCCAUUGCAGUAAAAGCAUCAUUUGGUGUAGUAACCAAACAUGAAGUAGAAGUGUCAACAUUACUCAAGGAAAUUACUACACGAAAAAUUAAUUUUGACCACAGCCUGAUACGUCAAUCAAGAGGCAGCAGAAAGGCAGUGCUGUGUGUAGUCAUGGAAAGUAUUCGAACCACACGGCAGUGCUCGCUGUCUGUGCAUGCUGGGAUUCGUGGAGAAGCCAUGAGGUUUCAUUUUAUGGAUGAACAGAAUCCCAAGGGAAGGGACAAAGCUAUUGUCUUUCCAGCACAUACAACUAUAGCUUACAGUGUUUUUGAACUCUUCAUUUAUUUGGACGGUGGCUUUGACAUUUGUGUCACUUCAGUGUCAAAAGGAGGAUUUGAAAGGGAAGAAACAGCAACAUUUGCAUUCCUGUACAGAUUGAGAAAUAUACUUUUUGAAAGAAAUAGAAGGGUGAUGGAUGCCAUUUCUCGUUCACAACUUUACUUAGAUGAUCUUUUCUCCGACUAUUAUGACAAAUCUCUCAGCAUGACCGAUAUUUCACUCAAGGAAGGGACUCACAUCCGAGUCAAUUUACUUAAUCACAACAUUCCAAAAGGACCUUGCAUACUCUGUGGAAUGGGAAACUUGAAAAGAGAGACAGUGUAUGGGUGCUUUCAGUGCUCUGUGGAUGGACAAAAGUAUGUGAGACUUCAUGCAGUUCCUUGUUUUGAUGUUUGGCACAAAAGAAUGAAAUAA